Messenger RNA from Portunus trituberculatus (swimming crab), 1394 nucleotides. Its product is annotated as retinol dehydrogenase 12-like. The record is from RefSeq and is a predicted model, not a curated record. The transcript has 9 exons. Lineage: Eukaryota; Metazoa; Arthropoda; Malacostraca; Decapoda; Portunidae. The coding region runs from base 93 to 1061 and encodes 322 amino acids.
GUAUAUUUAUCCCAAUCUUAUCAGUGUGUUUGUGAUCGCCGGUGUGACAACACGUCCCCUCCUUGUUGCAGGCCUUGUUCAGCUGAACAACCAUGUGGCUGGAGGUCCUGGCAGCGCUGGUGGUGGUGGUAAUGAGUGUGAAGUUCUGGUGCAGGUACACGUCGGGCCACUGCACCAGCACCAAGUCCAUGGCGGGCAAGACGGUCAUUAUCACCGGCGCCACGGCAGGAAUUGGAAAGGAGACUGCUCGUGACCUGCUCCGACGCGGUGCCCGAGUUAUCAUCGCCUGCAGGAACCUGGAGAAAGGAUGCAAAGUUGCAGGUGAGCUGCAGUCUGAAGGUAACGGCCGCGGCCAGGUGGUGGUGCGUCACCUGGACACCUCCGAUCUUUCGUCCGUUAGGAAGUUUGCCAAGGAGGUGCUGGAGACCGAGAAGGCAAUCCACGUACUGAUCAACAACGCAGGUAUUUAUGGCAUGGGGAAGAGACAGGUGACGGCUGACGGUCUCGAGCUGACCAUGGCGACCAACCACUUCGGCCACUUCCUGUUGACCAACCUGCUGCUGGGACGUCUGAAGGAGUCUGGGCGGAGUCGCAUCAUUAACGUGUCCUCUAUGGGAUAUAUGUUAGCUCCCAAAUUUGACUUAAGUGAUCUGGCGAUAAACAAGAACUACAGCCCAGGCAGUGCGUACACCACCAGUAAACUCUGCAACCUGCUCUUCACUCGAGAACUGGCGGACAAGUUGGCUGGCACAGACGUGACGGUCAACAGCCUUCACCCUGGGUUCGUGCGGACUGAAAUCUUCGAUUCAAUGAACUUCUCUCUCGGAACUUUCCUGACUAACAUUCUGUUGCCUGUAGCCUCCAAGGACGCUGUGUCCGGCGCACAGACCAACAUCCACCUGGCAGUGUCGGAGGAGGUAGAGGGCGUGACCGGCAAAUACUUCUCAGACUGCAAGGAAACUCCCACACGUGGCAGGAAGGUACGCAAGGACUUAGCCACCGGGCUGUGGGAGGCCAGUGUGAAGGCUGUCGGGCUAAAGAAAGAUGAGAUCCACUACUGACCUCUUGGUAGCAGUCAGUCACCAUGCUCUGGUCGUAUUGGUUACCGAUCCCUUCUCGGCAACUGAGCCACCAGCCUUGACUUUCCCUUAUCAUUUGGUAAAUUGUGUCACUCUUUCCCUGUUUUCUUUUUUUCUUUGUUGUUAUCUUAUUUCAGCGAACAAGAGUUCUGUCUGGCGUGUUCCGUCAAUAUUCUUAAUAUCACCACUACCAACCCUCCUAUCUUCGGAAACCCGAACGGUAUUCAUGUGACUUGAAUUGUUUCAUAUGUCAGGAAACAAACUGGCCAACUUUCUGAUAACCUUUUUUUCUAUCUAGUCUUUUGGAAGCUGUUA